Messenger RNA from Xenia sp. Carnegie-2017, 1745 nucleotides. Its product is annotated as amino acid transporter AVT3B-like. Bases 177 to 1649 code for a protein of 490 amino acids. Gene Ontology annotation, biological process: amino acid transmembrane transport. Lineage: Eukaryota; Metazoa; Cnidaria; Anthozoa; Malacalcyonacea; Xeniidae. The transcript is spliced from 6 exons. Gene Ontology annotation, molecular function: amino acid transmembrane transporter activity. The record is from RefSeq and is a predicted model, not a curated record. Gene Ontology annotation, cellular component: vacuolar membrane.
AUGAGGUGAUGAGGCACCAUGGGCACAUGGCGAUGUCACACAUACGUGAACUGAAAAUAAAACUUUGACGUUGAUUUUUUUGGCUCUGACAAAAAUAAAAACACAGAACCGAUAGUUGUUGGCGAAAGCAUUACUCGAUUUGAUCUGUCGGUUAAAAAUCAUAUCACACCUGCACAAUGACAAUCCCGGUAGUGCAUAAAUCAAGAAAACAAAACAGACAUGCGUUUUGGAACAAAUUGUCCGAUUUUGCAAACAUUUUCAAGGCAUUUGUUGGAUGCAACUAUCUGUCUAUACCAUUUGCAUUUAAACAGAGCGGUUUGGUGCUUGGUAUCAUUGGCCUUGUCAUCAUAGCCUACAUAACCGACCAUUGCUGUAUUUUGAUAGUCAAAUGUAAAAAAGCUGCAAUUGAUAACAUAAUGAAUUCAACUUACGUUUGUCCAUAUGACGAAGAUACAAAGGAGUUUCAGAAAAUAGAAAAAAGAAAAUCAAAACAACGCAAGAACUUGGAAUUGGCCAUUACUUAUGGUGAUCUUGGUCAAAUAGCUUUAGGAAAAUUGGGAACAUUUAUUGUGAAUACCGCACUUAUAAUCACCCAGUUCAGUUUCUGUGUAAAUUAUUUUAUAUUCAUUGGAGACACCAUCACAAGGAUGUAUCCACCGGUCUCAAACAAUACAGAACAUGCUAACACAUCUUCAACAAAUAUGGCCUCGGAGGUCGAACAUGAUGGUGUGCCGAAUAUGAUAUUGCUCAUGUUGAUACCAUUUCCGAUCUUUCUACUCCAGUCGUUUGUGCGGAAAGUUCGGAAUCUUGGUCCACUCAGUGCCAUAGCUAAUCUCUGUGUUUUUUUGGGAUAUUUUUCAGUCCUUGGAUUUAUCUUAUACGGAAUAAACUUUGGAAAUGUGCACAAGAUCAACCUGUGGAAUUUCAAGACUUUUCCAAUUUUCUUUGGGCAAACGAUUGGUGCAUUUGAAGGCAUUGGAACAAUCAUUCCCAUCGAGGCGAGCAUGGAGGAAAAUCGUAGAAACUUUACCAAGUAUCUUCAUGGAGCAAUUUUUCUUAUAAGUCUUAUACUGGGAUCAUUUGGGAUACUUGGUUACAUUCAUUUUGCUGACGGUGUUGAUCAAGUGAUCAGUGAUAAUCUUUCGUACGGAACUUUGUCCAUUAUCGUUCAAAUCAUGCUGUGUAUUGGAAUUUUAUUCACGUAUCCGCUUCAAAUUUUCCCCGUCAUUGAAAUUGUGGAAAAUUUCUUAUUUCAAGAAACCAAACGAAGAAGUACGCUUGCAGCAAGUUGUCGCGCUGACGGGACGAGUUGCGCACCCGAAACUACCGUCCAGAACAGUAUAAACGCGAGUCAAAGUUCCGAGAGUCUAACCUCCGAGGAGGAGAAUAAUGGGAUUAACGAUGAAGAGUUCGCAAGCCGGGGGAACGGGGGAUACACUCUACUAAUCCGUCGACCUGGGGGCAUAUUUUCCUGUGACUUGGGUUGGUCAACUUGGAAGAGAAAUCUAGUACGUACACUACUCGUAAUGCUGUCAUUUGGUGUGGCUUACGCUGGAAGACAUUACUUCGCUUAUAUUUCUGCUUUAUCGGGUUCCAUUGGUAGCUCCUACUCGCGUUUAUCCUUCCUUGUAUCUUUCAUCUCAUCAUAAAGCGCGAUUUACUCUCCAAUGGUAUUAUUGCUAAAGAUAUACUUUUAAUUUUAUUUGGCACGAUUUCCGGCAUCGUGGGGUUCACUGUGACAAUGA